Ochotona curzoniae (black-lipped pika) is the source of this 2150-nucleotide messenger RNA. RefSeq names its product immunoglobulin superfamily member 8 (gene IGSF8). The transcript has 7 exons. Bases 149 to 1984 code for a protein of 611 amino acids. NCBI's taxonomy places the organism in Eukaryota, Metazoa, Chordata, Mammalia, Lagomorpha, Ochotonidae. The record is from RefSeq and is a predicted model, not a curated record.
GUCCCGGCAGCUCCCGCUCGGCGCCGCUCCGUGCACCCACGCCUCGCUGCUCCGCUUCUGCCCCCCACCCGGGCAUGCGCCCCCAGGGCUCCCGGCCCCUCAGAGUCCGCGCCGACCCCCCGAGCCUCCUCAGAGCCGGCUGCGCACGAUGGGCGCUCUUGGCCCCACGCCGCCGCCGCUGUUGCUGCUGUUGCUGCUGACGCUGGGAGUCAGGUGUAAUGCCCGGGAGGUGCUGGUCCCCGAGGGGCCCCUGUACCGUGUGGCUGGCACAGCCGUCUCCAUCGCCUGCAACGUGAGUGGCUACGAGGGCCCCGCCCAGCAGGACUUCGAGUGGUUCCUGUACAGACCCGAGGCUCCAGAGGCUGCCCUGGGCAUUGUCAGUACCAGGGAUGCCCGGUUCUCCUAUGCCAUCUUCGGGCCCCGUGUGACUGCUGGUGAAGUGCAGGUGCAGCGGCUACAGGGUGAUGCUGUGGUGCUCAAGAUUGCCCGCCUGCAGGCCCAGGAUGCAGGGGUCUAUGAGUGCUACACGCCCUCCACUGAUACCCGCUAUUUGGGCAGCUACAGCGGCAAGGUGGAGCUGCGAGUUCUUCCAGAUAUGCUACAGGUGUCUGCUGCGCCCCCGGGGCCCCGAGGCCGCCAGGCCCCAACCUCACCCCCACGCCUGACAGUGCAUGAGGGCCAGGAGCUGGCGCUGGGCUGCCAGGCACGGACCAACACACAGAAGCACACACACCUGGCCGUGUCCUUCGGACGAGCCAUACCCGAGGCGCCAGUGGGGCGAGCCACGCUGCAGGAAGUAGUGGGACUGCGCUCUGACCUGGCUGUGGAGGCCGGAGCUCCCUAUGCAGAGCGCCUGGCUGCAGGGGAGCUGCGGUUGGGCAAGGAGGGGACGGAUAGGUACCGCAUGGUGGUGGGGGGUGUGCAAGCCGACGACGCAGGCACCUACCACUGCACUGCUGCUGAAUGGAUUCAGGAUCCUGAUGGCAGCUGGGCCCAGAUUGCCGAGAAGAGGGCCGUCCUGGCUCAUGUGGACGUGCAGACACUGUCUAGCCAACUGGCAGUGACCGUGGGGCCUGGGGAACGUCGCAUUGGCCCAGGAGAGCCCUUGGAGCUGCUGUGCAAUGUGUCAGGGGCACUGCCCCCACCAGGCCGUCAUGCUGUGUACUCUGUGGGCUGGGAGAUGGCCCCAGCAGGGGCACCUGGACCUGACCGCCUGGUAGCCCAGCUGGACACUGAGGGUGUGGGCAGCUUGGGCCCUGGCUAUGAGGGCCGGCACAUUGCCAUGGAGAAGGUGGCAUCCAGGACCUACCGGCUCCGGUUGGAGGCUGCGAGGCCUGCGGAUGCUGGCACCUACCGCUGCCUCGCCAAAGCCUACGUUCGAGGCUCUGGAGCUCGGCUUCGUGAGGCAGCCAGCGCCCGUUCCCGGCCUCUCCCUGUGCACGUGCGGGAAGAAGGUGUGGUGCUGGAGGCUGUGGCGUGGCUGGCAGGGGGCACCGUGUACCGGGGGGAGACCGCCUCCCUGUUGUGCAACAUCUCUGUGCGGGGCGGCCCCCCAGGACUGCGGCUGGCUGCCAGCUGGUGGGUGGAGCGAGCAGAAGAGGGGGACCUGAGCUUUUCCCCUGCCCAGCUGGUGGGCGGUGUGGGUCAGGAUGGAGUGGUAGAGCUGGGGGUCCGACCCGGCGGAGGCCCUGUCAGUGUGGAGCUGGUGGGACCCCGAAGCCACCGGCUGAGACUGCACAGCUUGGGGCCUGAGGAUGAAGGCGUGUACCACUGCGCUCCCAGUGCCUGGGUGCAGCAUGCCGACUACAGCUGGUACCAGGCUGGCAGUGCCCGCUCCGGGCCUGUCACAGUCUACCCCUACACACAUGCCCUAGACACCCUAUUUGUGCCCCUGCUGGUGGGCACAGGGGUAGCCCUAGUCACCGGCGCCAUCAUCCUUGGCACCAUCACCUGCUGCUUCAUGAAGCGACUGCGGAAACGGUGAUCCUCCACUCCCCAGUUCUUGCAGGUGUUGCCUGUCUUCCAGCCCGGCUCCAAGCCCUCCUGUGGUUGAUUGGACACCCUCUCCAUCUGCCCACCCGCUGGCCUGUUAAUUUAUUUGACCUGUUCCCCCACCCCCAACCUCCAACCCAGAGUGGGAUGCCCAUUCC